GUUGCCGAUCGGUGGCAGUGGCGGCCCGGAGCGCGACCCGGCUGGCCGACACAGCGCUUCAAUCGCUCUCCACACGCGCGCUUUGCGAAAUCUUUACGUCAGUUGUGCAAGCUGUAUAGAAAUGUUGUCGACCACUGUACUCCUGUUUGUGCUGCAUUUUGUUGCGGCUGAUAUUCCGUCAUACAUCAAGGUGUGUCAGCGUAACGACCCUAAUGUGGACAAGUGUAUCAUAAACUCCGUCGAUCAACUGCGGCCUAAAAUGAUAAACGGUAUACCAGAGCUAAAUGUGCCCGGCAUAGAACCGCUGAGCCUCGGUCAGAUUGCGCUGGCCCGCGGACCCCAGGGUGCGAAGCUGACUGCGGUGGUUAAUGAUGUGAAGGUCACUGGACCCAGUAACUUCAUCAUCGAGGAACUGAAGUCUGACUUGGAUAACAAUCGGUUCGACUUCAAACUGCUGUUGCCAAAGCUAGACUUCAACGGAAAAUACAAGAUGGACAUACAAGUAUUGCUGCUGAGGCUUCAGGGCAGAGGGAACAUCACGGGGACUUUUAAAGACUACGCCUGCAACGUCACAAUGAGAGGACAUAAGGAGACGCGCGGCGAAGACGAAUAUCUUCAAUUUGACCCGUUCAAAGUAAAACUUCGCGUGGGUCAGUCAUCUAUCUACCUUACCAACCUCUUUGACGGUGAUCCAGUACUGGGACCUGCUACAAACAGGGUCAUCAAUGAGAAUUCCCAAGUCUUCCUACAGGAGAUAAGUCCAGUUUUAGAACGGAGUCUGGCAGACUUGUUCACAGAAAUGGCGAAUAAAAUAACAUCGAAAUUCACUUAUAAAGAACUCUUCCCAUGACGUGUCGCGUUUGAUAUAGGUGUAGAUUAUGGAGAUAGAUACAGUUUUUAAUUUAGUAUUGAUGGCUUACGCAGACUUUUACGCAUUGGAACAAGAUCGCCGCGAAAUAGAUUAGUAAUUGAGUGACUUAUGUUAAAUAACAUAAAGUACGUAAUUAAUUAACACAAUGAUUCUACAAAAUAUUAUUAUGUAUUGUAUGUAAGUUAUAACCUCGGAAUAGAGAACAAAUAGUAGGUGUCGGAAAUAUAUCUGCAAAAAAAUUUUGUGAAUGGUAUUUGAUGUGUAGAAGUGGCUAAGUCUUUAAAAGUACAGAUGCUGAUGAAAAAGCAAAUUCUGUUUUUUCAAGUACAUUAUUUGUAUGAAAUAUACAUAAUAUUGGUAUUAUUAUGGAGUCUUUUGUAUAAAUGAAGCCAUUAAUGUUUUCAAGGGUAUAAAACUUGGCACUCAUGUUCAUUUCAAUAACUAUCACCAUCAUUAGCUCCUAAAUAAUUUUUUUAACUGCAUCCUGCAAACGUGAUUCAUAUUCAUUUUUCAUUUCAUUGUAGUAAAUAUAUAUAAUUAUUGCUUAUCACAUAUUUUAUUUUGAAUUGAAAAUAAGUUUUAGGUUUAACCGCAACUUCAAAAAAUGUAAUAGUAAGUUCAUGUUGAAAUUUAUGGAAUGUUAAGACGCUAGUAUAGAGGCAUCGGUUAUUUAAGACAAGUAUUAGUUAAGUAUAAUUUAAACAUUAAAACUUUAUGAAAUAACGCCAUUAUCCAUAUACAAAUAGCGAAAAUUAAGAUGAGCCAAGUAUGUAUCAGCUGUUUUAUCUUGGUUAUUAAUUAUCUGCAAAAAUAUGAAAUCACGAAUUAUUUGUCGUUCAUUAUUGAUUCUACUUUUGUUUCUCCUAAGAUUUUAUUCGUACAGAUGAUUUGUGAAGUCACAAUAUGAUACAUGGGUUGGUUUUGUAUAAUACUCUAAUUAUAAUUAGGUAUUCUAUGUAUACUUACUGUGUGCAGCUUUUGUUUGAGUAAAAUAUUAAUACAACAUUUCAGAUGCAAAACAGGUUUAUUGGUAAUUCAUAAAAUAGUCUUGUCAUCAUAACAUCGUGUUAUUUUGUAAAGAAUUUGUAAAUAAAAUGGUAAAAAUUAAGUUUAAAUAUAAGAAUUGUUUAUAAUAUUCUAGUUAUGUUUAUUAAAUAUUAAUCAUGCCAUUGAAA
This is a messenger RNA of Manduca sexta (tobacco hornworm), 2046 nucleotides long. Its product is annotated as protein takeout. The record is from RefSeq and is a predicted model, not a curated record. The transcript is spliced from 5 exons. Lineage: Eukaryota; Metazoa; Arthropoda; Insecta; Lepidoptera; Sphingidae. Bases 122 to 850 code for a protein of 242 amino acids.